AUGGGGAGCUUUCCUCUUUUCCAACCAAUUUCCAAAUGUAGCACAAAAGAUAGAUCAAACCAAACCGUUGCAUCCGACUUAGACGGCACGCUACUCGUGUCGCGAAGCGCAUUUCCCUACUACAUGCUCAUCGCACUCGAGGCCGGAAACAUUCUAAGGGCAUUAUUUCUCUUAUCCUUAGUCCCGUUCGUAUAUUUCGCGUACCUAUUCGUCUCCGAGACGCUCGCGAUCAAAACAUUGAUUUUUGUCACAUUCGCGGGACUAAGGAUAAGAGAUGUUGAGAUAGUUUCCCGGUCGGUUUUACCUCGGUGUUACGCCGAGGACGUGCAUCCGGUGACAUGGAACGUGUUCAAUUCGUUCGGGAAACGCUACGUUGUGACCGCGAGUCCCAGGAUUAUGGUUGAGCCUUUUGUUAAGACGUUUUUGGGAGUUGAUAAGGUGCUUGGAACUGAAUUGGUGGUUACAAAAAGAGGCAGAGCAACAGGGUUUGUUAAGGAACCUGGAGUUCUUGUUGGUGCACACAAGAAAGAGGCAGUUAUUAAGGAAUUUGGAAUUAACAACUUGCCUGAUUUGGGACUUGGAGACAGUGUAACUGACUCUCACUUCAUGUCAAUUUGCAAGGAAGGAUACAUGGUGCCAAGGACUAAAUGUGAGCCAUUACCAAGAAACAAGCUUCUAAGCCCUAUAAUUUUUCAUGAGGGAAGAUUAGUCCAAAAACCAACCCCUCUAGUUGCACUCUUAACCUUCCUAUGGAUGCCAAUUGGGAUCAUACUUUCAAUCUUAAGGGUAUAUCUCAACAUACCCUUACCAGAAAAAAUUGCUUGGUACAAUUAUAAGUUACUUGGAAUAAGAGUAAUUAGAAAAGGUACACCUCCACCACCACCAAAAAAUGGACAAAGUGGUGUACUCUUUAUUUGCAACCAUAGAACAGUUUUAGAUCCAGUCGUUACAGCAGUUGCAUUAGGAAGAAAAAUAAGUUGUGUGACUUAUAGUAUAAGUAAGUUUACCGAAAUUAUUUCGCCUAUAAAAGCGGUCGCACUUACAAGGGAAAGAGACAGAGACGCUGCGAAUAUAAAGAAACUUCUUGAAGAAGGAGAUUUAGUGAUUUAUCCUGAAGGAACGACUUGUAGGGAGCCGUUUCUAUUGAGGUUUAGUGCUCUUUUCGCCGAGUUAACGGAUAGGAUUGUUCCUGUCGCGAUCAAUACGAAACAAACCAUGUUUUAUGGGACUUCGGUUCGGGGACAUAAAUUGCUGGAUCCUUAUUUUGUGUUCAUGAACCCUAUGCCAACUUAUGAGAUCACUUUCUUGAAUCAAUUGCCCUUGGAGUUGACUUGCAAUGGAGGGAAAUCAUCAAUUGAAGUUGCAAAUUAUAUUCAAAGGGUUCUUGGAGGGACUCUUGGCUUUGAAUGUACAAGUUUAACAAGGAAGGAUAAGUAUGCUAUGCUCGCAGGAACAGACGGAAUCGUUGGAUCAAAGAAGAAAGAUUAA
This is a messenger RNA of Vicia faba (fava bean), 1488 nucleotides long. Lineage: Eukaryota; Viridiplantae; Streptophyta; Magnoliopsida; Fabales; Fabaceae. The record is from the annotation of a GenBank genome assembly.